AUGGAGUGCGACGAAUUGCGCGAAUACAAACGGAAAGUUGUCGCUUUCAAAGACUUUGGCAGGUUCAAACUGCUCGAGAGAAGGUACGAUGAUAAUUCUUUCAAUAUAUACACCGCGAGGCUGAACGAUUUGAGGGAAGACACGUUGCGCAAAGCCAAAUUGAAAUGGAUGGACCAUCCAUACGUAGAGAUCUCACGCUUGGCUGUGGAGGAUAGAGAAAAAUCGUACAUCUUGAUAGGUGUACUAUAUAAAGAUGAUCUAAAGGAAAAGCUAAAACUUUCAUUGUUACGAGAUAUUGACAACGAGCCACAACAGGAAGCUCUGUUAAAUGACGGUUACAUGUCCAACUGUAUCAAGAUUUUUCUAGAGGAUGAAACAUCAUGUGUUAGACUAGUAGGGAAUCACAUGGAUGCGCAAGAAAUAAUCACAGGAGUUGUAUGUGCAGUAUUUGGAUAUGAAACAGAAACUGGAGCUUUCUGGGUAGAAGAUUGGUGCUUUCCAGGAUAUUGCCCGAAACCUUGCACGUUGAUGGGUUCAUCUCUGGAAGGUGGAAAAAUUCUGCUAGUGUCCGGCUUGGAUCUGGUGAAUAAUACCGACGAUCUUAGCUUGGAUCUCCUUUCAGAAUGGAUAACUGGGAUGGCAGGAUGCGCGAAUGCGCAGGAAGAGGAAGCGGUAGUCGCUAAAGUCAUUAUUGCCGGGAACAGCAUUCGGAGUUCCACGAGAUUGCACAACUACAAAGGCUAUUACGAGACCAAGUUUCAAGAUCAACGUAAAAUCAAGGAAGAUCUAAUGGCGAUGCGGAAGCUGGACUCUUUCCUCGUCAAGAUCCUCCAUUGCUGUUACGUCGUACUGAUGCCGGGACAAUUCGACCCGACCUCCUACUACAGCAUGCCCCAGCAACCGUUUCAUCCCUGUACUCUGCAGAAAUCGGCCAGGUUCAAGAGCAUGCACGGUGUGACUAAUCCCUGGAUCGGCGAUAUCGGCGGUCGCGUCGUGGCCGGCUCCUGUGGCAGGCCGAUCGAGGAUAUCAUGACGGUGACGAAGUCGGACGAACCGUUGCGCUGGAUGGAGCGUACCUUGACUUGGAGGCACUAUGCUCCAACCGGCCCGAACACGUUGCCGGCUCACCCGUUCUUCAAGAGCGAUCCGUUCGUCAUGACGGAAUGCCCGGACAUAUAUUUCGCCGGAAACAUGGACACGCACGACUCGAAAUUGGCCGAAGGUGACGAGGGGCAAACAGUGAGGUUGAUAUGCGUGCCGAAAUUCUCGGAGACGAAAACAGCGGUGCUAGUCGAUUUACAAGACCUGACGACGCAGCCUAUUUCAUUCGGCAGUGGCUGACAUCGUUUGUAUAUCUAUGCAUUUGUAUAUUUGUAUAUAUAAGGUAACGUUAACGUAAUUAUUUAUCGUGUAAGAGACCGUCUUGUGCAAUCAAGUGCGCGAUUAUCGCGCGAUUUCCACGCAAGGAGCGGAAAAAAUAUCGAUAUCAAGCUCGGAGAUUCUU
Messenger RNA from Dinoponera quadriceps, 1504 nucleotides. Its product is annotated as DNA polymerase delta subunit 2-like. Gene Ontology annotation, cellular component: delta DNA polymerase complex. The transcript is spliced from 6 exons. Gene Ontology annotation, biological process: DNA replication; DNA strand elongation involved in DNA replication. Gene Ontology annotation, molecular function: DNA binding. The record is from RefSeq and is a predicted model, not a curated record. The coding region runs from base 1 to 1341 and encodes 446 amino acids. Lineage: Eukaryota; Metazoa; Arthropoda; Insecta; Hymenoptera; Formicidae.